CCUCCAGCGCCUGCACCUCGUGGUGGCCGCCACCAAGUACCCGCGCAGGCUAGAUGGCAAGUUUGUGGAACUGCUGCAGACAGUGCUGUGUUUGCCCAAGUGUCCUGAGCAGGUUCAGGUGUUAUGUGCUGCCAUCCUGAGAGAGAUGUCGCCUUGUAGUGAGCUGAUCCUCUCCUGUGAGGAGGUUCAAGAUACAAAGCUCUUGAGUCUAAUAUCCUCCGUCCUUUUGGCUCAGGGUGAUAAGAAGGCUGAAGUGUCUGCUGUGGGGCAGCGUAUUGUAAAAGUACUCGAAGGGAGACUGCCAGAGGGUCAGAGUUCUCGGCACCUCCUUCCUGUCCUGUCAAAUGUCAUCAGUCUUUCGCCGGUAUCUCUAACUGAAGAGCAGAUCAAUGUGGUCAGUAAAAAGAUGGUCGACUGGCUGAGAUAUGCGAGCGUUCAGCAAGGAGUCGCUCAGCCCUCUGGAGGCUUUUUCUCCAACCCCAGAGCCAGACAGCCUGUCCCUGUCACAGAGGUGGACGGUGCCAUUGCCACAGACUUCUUCACAGUGCUCUCACUGGGUCAGCACUACACGGAGGACCAGUGGCUCAACAUGCAGGCCUUCUCCAUGUUGAGAAAGUGGCUGCUGUGCUACGGGGGUGAGGGGCUGAGCACCCCUAAUUCAGAUGACAGAUCAGAAAUGGAUGGCUCUGUCAUGUCCAUGGUCUCAACUACAUCCACAUCUAGUCAUCUGCUUCCCCCGAAGGAGCGUCUGCGGGAAAAAGCCUUUGAGUACUGCCAGCGGCUUAUUGAGCAGAGCAACCGGCGGGCCCUGAAGAAAGCUGAUGGGGAACUGCAGAAAGCUUGUCUCAUCGAGGCGGUGACAAUCCAGGACAUCAUCUGCAAACAAGACUCCUCCUAUGUGUACCGCACGCUCUCCUCCCUGAAGAUCCUGCAUGGCAGAAUCAGUGGAGAUGUCACUUACGCGAGGGCACUGCUGCCCAUUGCUCAGUUCUUCCUGAACCACAGUGAAAUGGCAGCUGUGGACUCCGAUGCAAUCUACAAACACUUGUUCACCGAGAUCCCAGCUCAGCUCUUCCACAACCCAUCACUGGCCUUUGAGUUCAUCCAGUUCUGCAAAGACAACAGCCAGCUCUUCACUGACACAUCCAGCAUAUUCAGGCAGAGCUUCCCAAAUCUCUUCAAGUUCCUGGCGUGGAACAGCCCACCCCUUAUCUCUGAAUUCGUGGACCUUCUCCCAUUUCUGCUGGAUGCAGGUACAGCCAUUGAGAUUUUCCAUUUGCUGCUUGACCUGCCCUGUUUGACAGCAGCUCUGGACAUCCAGCUGAGGUCAACCUCUCUCCCUGGCUCCGAGAAGGCUGCCUGCGACCCAACUGUGAAGCCAGCCACCUGUCUGGAGGCUUUUCGCCAUCCCCUCUACAAGAGCAUGUUCCAGUACCUUCUCCGCAUCGAGGCUGCCCCUGAAGACUCUCCGGAGAGCCUGAUUCCACUUCGGCAGCUGCUGGGAUCCCUGGCCAGCAGCCCAAGGGUCGUGCAGUGUGCGGAGACUGUCCCUGUCUUACUGGAGCUCUUCUUCAGUGUGGUGGCAGAGUUUGCAGAUAAGCCGCUGAUAAACCAGCUGGUACUGUUGAUGCUGCAGAGGAGUGACCAGCUCUAUGAGACCCCGGCAUUUAAAGAUGAUGUGCACAGGGUGCUGAGUUCGCAGCUGCUGACCCUCUGCAAGUUGCACCCUGCGCUCAUUGUGGAACUGUCCAAGGAGCUUCUGGAGUUCUUGGGAUCAAUCAGCAACAUCCGGAACAAGGAGGCCCUCUUCACCCACCUGGUCUGGGCUAUUGGAGAGUACAUGUCUGUGUCCUACGACAAGCGCUGCACCGUGGAGCAGAUCAACCGGUUCUUUGAGGCUCUGGAAGCCAUGUUGUUCGAAAUUACCCAGCUCCGACCGCUGGCCAGCAUCCCCAACUACCCGCCCCGUGUCAUCACUGUCCUCAUGACCACAUUGACCAAGCUGGCGUCUCGCAGCCAGGACUUGAUCCCCAGAGUAUCCUUGUUCCUGUCCAAGAUGAGGAUGUUUGUGCAGAACCCUGCUGUCACCUCUGUAUACUGCGAGGAGGACUGUGAGGAGAUCCUCAUCCGGGCAACUGAGCUCAUGAACCUGCUGAAAAUGCCAAGUGUGGCUCAGUUUGUGUUCACACCAUCUGUGGACGUCGCCAGCACACAAUUUCAGAGAGAUGUGAAUGACACUCUCCCUUUUGCCCUGAGGAUAGUCAGCCGGCUCUUAGAAGGGGGCGCUGGCUUCGUGCCAGGGUGAGAGAAGAGGGUUUCUGAGAGGCUAAAGCCUCUGUUAUAACUAAUCUGCUGCUGACACUCGAGGCUGAGGCCCUGCUCUGAACUGGAAAUGAGGAACAAAUGAUUGCAAAUGAAAUGGAAAACAGGAAUAAGAAGAGCUGAGGCUGCUCUUCUGGCCUGA
This is a messenger RNA of Struthio camelus australis, 2464 nucleotides long. The record is from RefSeq and is a predicted model, not a curated record. Lineage: Eukaryota; Metazoa; Chordata; Aves; Struthioniformes; Struthionidae.